AUGAAAACAGCACUUCGACCUAGACAAUUUGAGAUAACAGAUAAAAAGACGAUUAUAAAACGCUGUUCGGCUGCCGGCGCGCCAGAGUCAGGAGGUGAGCCCGCCGACAUCUCGCAGCACCCGUGGCAGGUGUCGCUGCAGCAGCUCGACGCCCACUACUGCGGCGGCUCCGUCAUAAGCCUCAACUGGGUGAUCACCGCCGCUCCCUGCCUCUACUUCCAAGACGUGACGCUGUUCUCCGUGAGGGCGGGCACGUCCACGCGCGAAAGCGGCGGCACCGUCUAUGGCAUUGCUGCUGCGCACCUCAACGAAGCCUUCGACUACGGAACAGGGGAUUGCGACAUCGCUGCCGUCUCCAUAUCUGGUUCCUUCACCUUCGGCCCUAACGUUCAGGCUGUGAACAUUGGCGAUGUGGAACCUGAAGAGGGUGCACUGGUGACUGUCUCUGGUUGGGGCGCCCUGUCAUCCGAUGCGGAGGUUCCCGAGCAGCUGCAAGCUGUGACGGUGCCGGUCGUGGGCCGUGACACGUGCUACAGUAUCUGGGGAGCCACGCAGAACAUGAUCUGCGCUGGUGGGCAGGGCGCGGGCAUGUGCUGGGGCGACAGCGGCAGUCCGCUGGUGGCUAACUCCACGCUGCUCGGCGUCGCCUCCCAGGGCUUCUGUGCUACUCCGGGGAUACCUGAAGUGUACACCAAUGUCGCUGCCCUGCGCACCUGGAUCAGGGAAACAACUGGUGCCUAGCUAACGUUCUUCACGACAAGUAAUGAAAGUUCCUUCAAAAGUGGUACAUUAAGUGUCCUAUGCUGAAUAAAAUAAUUUUUUUGGUAGCCAUAUAAUUGUUCUAUAAGUACUUGUUACCUCUAAUGACAGGAUCUCAUUGUAUCACCCCUGUAAACAUAAAGACAUUUAUUAUAACUA
Molecule: messenger RNA, 918 nt
Organism: Schistocerca nitens (vagrant locust)
Lineage: Eukaryota; Metazoa; Arthropoda; Insecta; Orthoptera; Acrididae
Product: trypsin alpha-3-like
Exons: 2
Coding region: 1-741 (246 amino acids)
Biological process (GO): proteolysis
Molecular function (GO): serine-type endopeptidase activity
Source: RefSeq, a predicted model, not a curated record